This is a messenger RNA of Trematomus bernacchii (emerald rockcod), 8949 nucleotides long. RefSeq names its product plexin b1b (gene plxnb1b). The record is from RefSeq and is a predicted model, not a curated record. Gene Ontology annotation, cellular component: semaphorin receptor complex. NCBI's taxonomy places the organism in Eukaryota, Metazoa, Chordata, Actinopteri, Perciformes, Nototheniidae. Gene Ontology annotation, biological process: axon extension; regulation of GTPase activity; regulation of cell migration. Gene Ontology annotation, molecular function: semaphorin receptor activity; protein binding.
GGGACUAACCUCUGAUAUGGUUGUGUUCAGAAGGAUGUGUUUAACCCAAGUUGCUGGGUGGUCAAGAGGGGACAUGCCUCUGUGAGACACCGCUGGAAACCAAUGCUCUGCUGCCAUGCCUCCUGGGAUGGGGUGUCGUCUUUCGGUGUUAGCAGUCCAAACACUGCUGACUCUCCUGCUGCUAGCUGCCGGCUGGCCCUUCACCUCAGUACCUAGAGGUGUUGUUGAAGCAUCAGACUCUUCCCCCUCCAGUCUUUAUCCCACCUUCAUCAGGAAUGACACUCUGUUCGAGCACUUGGCCCUGCAUCCAGACCCCAUUGUGGGUCUGGUCUACAUCGGGGCCCGGGAUCACCUGUUCCAGUUGGAUCGAUUCCUGCAACCUGAACUUCAGGAGGACACGGGACCUGUCAUAGACAGCAGGGACUGCUUACCUCCUGUAACCGACAGCAACUGCCCUCAGGCUAAGCUCACCAGCAACCACAACAAGCUCCUGCUGGUGGACCCGUACUCCAUGGAACUUAUUACCUGUGGGAGCGUCAACCAAGGGAUCUGCCAGAAACGAAGUCUGGACUCUGUGAAUCUGGUACUUUUCUCUACAGAGAGGCCAGUAGAUACUCAAUACGUAGCAGCUAACCACCCAAACGUCAGCACUGUGGGACUGGUGGUUCGCUCUCAUCCUGAUAGGCAGCCAGUACUGUUUGUGGGGCGGGGUUACACUAGCAGCCACCCACCCAUUUCCACACGAAACCUUGCCCAGGGUUCAGUCUUCUCUUACGAGGAGACCGCUAAGUUGGCUGUGGCUGGCCGUCUCUCAGAAUACGACCAUCAUUUUGUAGCAUCCUUUGCCCACCGUCACCACGUGUACUUCCUCUUCUACAGGCGGGACCUAAAGUCACAGUCACGCGAGUACCGCACCUACGUGUCCCGUGUCUGUUUGGACGACCAGGCCUAUUAUUCAUACGUGGAAGUUCCCUUGACAUGCCGUUCCAGGGCAGGGAAAGUUUACAACCUCUUGCAAGCUGUCCAGCUCGGGAUCACCCAGGACGGUACAGACAGUCAGGGAUCAGAAGUUCUUCUUGGCGUCUUCUCCACUCGUUCGGCUUCAUCUAGUCGACCAAGUGAGGACUCUGCCCUCUGCAUGUUUAACCUGGAAGAUGUGGACCUCAGGAUUAACUCCACCAGAGACUUGUGCUACACACAGAUGGGUAAAGAAUUGGGACUGGAGGCAGCCUACAUCGAGUAUGAAGUCAAAUCCAACUGUGCCAACCUGCCAGAGAACACUCUGGAAGCGUACCCCUGCGGCUCGGACCACACCCCCAGCCCGAUGGCCAGCAGGACGGCCGUGGAGGCAGAGACCAUAUUGGACAGUCCGUCCGCCCGUCUCACUGCUGUGGCUGUCAGCGUGAGGGCGGGACAUACCAUCGCCUUCCUGGGAGACUCCAAAGGGAACCUGCACAAGGUGUUUCUGGGCCCGAACGGAGAAGUGGAGGAGUUUUCAGUCAUCUCCAUUCAGCCGAACACAGCCAUCGGGGCAGACCUGAUCCUGGACCAGAAAGAGGAACAUCUCUUCAUCAUGACUCAAAACAUGCUGCAGAAGAGGCCCGUGGCUGAAUGCCAGCAGCACCCAGACUGCCACUCCUGCCUGCUGGCCCACGACCCCUACUGCGGCUGGUGUGUCCUGGAGGGCAGGUGUGUGUUGCAGGCGCAGUGCUCUCGGGGGCAGCAGCCGGGUCAGUGGCUGUGGAGCUUCGACAUGGAGCAGCAGUGUCUGGCGGUGCAGGAGCUCCACCCCUCCAACAUCAGCCGGGAGGAGAGCAGGACGGUGUCAGUGUCCGUCACAGGACUCCCGGUGUUGGAGAAAGGAGAGAGCUACGCCUGCUUCUUCCAGGACAGCCACAGCCCUGCCUCCGUCACUGAGGGCGGAGCCACCUGCCAUUCUCCUGACAGAGGCCGGGUGCCCAGGGUCCCCCCAGGACAGGACUUCGUCACCGUCCCUCUGUCUCUUCGCUUCGGCGACGUCACGGUCACAUCGAGGGAUUUCACCUUCUACGACUGUACGGCUGUGAAGCAGCUGUCUGGCAGCAUGCCAUGCCGGGGCUGUGUUUUGAGCCGGUGGGGAUGUAACUGGUGCGUUCACCAGCACCUGUGCACCCACAAGCCCACCUGUGAGGAGGGUGUGAUCAUCUACAACCAACAUUUCAAACUCCCCACCUCAGCUCCUCCCACUAUCAAACCGAUAAAAGUCAUCACAACUAGCACAACCGCUGCCAUGACAACCACCACCAUCCUAACAACAACAACUAUUGCUACUACAACGACAACCGCCGCCCCCGUCACCGUAGCAACCACUCAGGAGCCAACCACCCCCCCUGCACCCACGACUCCACCUGCAACCACCACCAGGAUUGAGCCAACCACCCCCCCCUACCACCCCACCUCUGCCUGUCAGCACCCUCCCCUCUACCACGGCUCCACCCACUACACCCGCCCCCCCCCACUACACCCGCCCCCCCCAGAGCUCACUACCCACCAGCAGGAGGAGCUUUUUGUUGUCUCCCAAAGUGUCACACCCAGUGUCGCCGUGGCAGCCACGCAGUUGGUGCCAGUCACCAUUGCUGACGGUGUCGAGGAAGACCUGGACCCUGCGGUGCCUUUGAUCCUCCCCCCAUAUGAGGAGGAUUCCACCCCCCUGGAGGUGAUGACGGGGUCUCCCCACAGCGGCACUCAGGAAGCCGAGGGAGCUUUGAGCCUGGCCGAGCCCCCCACCCCUGCCUCGUCUGGCUUCCCCCUGCCAACACCUUUCUCUGUGGGUGACCCCAACGACUCAGAGCCCCCUCCUGACCUGAGCCAGACCACUACUCUGAUGCCCACGCAGGACUCCAGCACUCAGGCAGGGGGCCCAGGCAGCGACCCUGAGGUUCUCCUCGAUCCCAUAGAAGAAGAGGACGUCCACACUGAGAGCACUGCACUGUCAGAAAACGACACGGCAACAUUUUCUGCUGCCACCGUGCUUUCAGGUGACGGUGAGGUAGACCACGCCCCCCCGUCCUACCCCCACCUGUUGGAUACUGACUCAGAGCUGGACUACCAGUAUGAUCCAGCUGACGCCUUCCUCCCGGGGGACGAAGGCUCCUACGUCAGCUGGGGGUCCUCAGCGUGUCCCUGUGUGGAGAAGGUCCAGGGUUCAGCGCUGCUCCCUGUCAGAGUGGAGAGGAAAAUCACCUUACUGGCACGCAACCUGCACCUCUACCAGGAUGCAGACCUGGACUAUGAGUGUGUGUUGGUCAUCGAGGGGCAGACGGUGGUGGUGGACGCCUACGUAGAAACUGAUGACAUGAAUCCAUCCAACUUUGACAUCACCUGUCAACUGCACCAGUACACAUAUUCUGCUCCGGUGGAGGAAUACAAUGCCAUGGUGUAUGUGAAGAGGAGGGACACCUUCCAUGUGGACAGCUCUCCUGAUCUGUAUGUGACUCUGUACAACUGCUCGGUGGGCCGCUCUGACUGCAGCCACUGCCACACCGCAGACCAUAAGUACGGCUGUGUGUGGUGUGGGGGGGCUCAGGCCAGCUGCUUGUAUUCACAGUCCUGCAGUGAACCCGUGCAGCAGACGUGCCCCGCCCCCGUCAUCCACUCGAUUGAGCCCCUCUCUGGCCUACUGGAGGGCGGCACCAUGGUAACCAUCUCCGGCUCCAACCUGGGCCAGAAGGCAGAAGACAUCCUGCACUCUGUGUCAGUCGCAGAGAUUUCCUGCACCGUCAUCCCCAGCCUCUACGAGGUCUCCUCCAGGAUUGUGUGCAGGACCAGAGCCAGUGGAGGAGAGAGGGUGGGGCCUGUGUCUGUAACCGUGAGCGGAGGAGAGUUAGGGCGCUCCCCCCAGACCUUCAGCUACCAGGACCCAUUUGUGAUGGGGGUGUCUCCUGAACGGGGGCCCAAAGCUGGAGGGACAUCCCUGACCAUCACAGGCCGAAACCUGCUGACAGGACGUCCUUCUGACCUCACCAUCACAGUGGGGGGGUUGCCCUGCGAGAUUGUGUCGGAGGUGCAGAGCUCCAGUGUUCAGUGUGUGACGGGCAGCAGUGAUAAGACCGGAGACCACCGGGUCAGCCUGCACUACAGCAGCAGCCAGCGCCACCUCCACACCCCCGCCUACUGCUACACCCACAACCCCAACAUCACCCACGCCUCACCUGCCAAGAGCUUCCUGGAUGGCGGCCGGCUGAUCUACGUGUCGGGUCACAACCUGGACGUGGUGCAGGAGCCCCGCAUGGUCGUCUCCGUCUCCCCCUUCCAGUCCAUCAGCCAGAGUAAGAGGAGGAGGAGGAAGAGGAAGAGGAGGAGUGUAGAGCAGGGGGAGGACGGGGGGAAGAGUCCUGAACGCAGCUGUCCUAGAGACCCCCUCUGCUCUGUCAAACAGUUCUCGGAGCGCUGCGAGGUGAACUCCUCCUCCCUCAUCCUGUGCCGCUCUCCCAUGGUGGACUCCUCCAUCUGGGGGUCAAAGGUCACUGCAGAGUUCCUGCUGGACAACCUGCACUUCGACUUCAGCCGUCUGAACCCCCAGAGCUUCAGCUACGAGCCCAACCCUGUCCUGCGCCCGCUCAACCAGCUGGACCCUCAGAAGGCGUACCGCUACAACCCCGGCAGCUUCAUCCAACUGGAGGGGGAGAACCUGGACCUGGCCGUCACUAAGGACGAGCUGGAGGUUAUGGUGGGGGAGGGUGUGUGUGCUGUGAAGACCCUGACCAGAAACCACCUGUACUGCGAGCCCCCCCCUCAGCAGCCUCCACCAGGACCCAACGGCAAGAAGAGGGAGGGCUCCGACAAUCUGCCUGAGUUCACAGUCCGAAUGGGCAACCUGAACUUCUCCCUGGGUAAGGUUCAGUAUGACACCCUCAGCCUGGCCACCUUCCCCCUGGAGGCUCAGAUUGGAGUUGGGGUGGGGGCUUCAAUCGUAGCCCUCAUCGUCCUCAUCAUCGUGCUCAUCUACAGGAGGAAGAGUAAGCAGGCGCUGAGAGACUACAAGAAGGUGCAGAUCCAGCUGGAGAACCUGGAGACCAGCGUGAGAGACCGCUGCAAGAAAGAGUUCACAGACCUGAUGACGGAGAUGAUGGACAUGUCCAGUGACCUGGUGGGCUCCGGCAUCCCGUUCCUGGACUACCGGAGGUACGCUGAGCGGAUCUUCUUCCCCGGCCACCGGGAGUCCCCUCUGAGGCGGGACCUGGACGUGCAGGAGUGUCGGAGGCAGACGGUGGAGCAGGGCCUGGUGCAGCUGUCCAACCUGCUCAACAGCAAGCUCUUCCUCACCAAGUUCAUCCACACUCUGGAGAGCCAGCGGACCUUCUCCCCAAGAGACCGGGCCUACGUGGCCUCGCUGCUGACCGUGUCGCUGCACGGCAAGCUGGAAUACUUCACCGACAUCCUGAAAACUCUGCUCAACGACCUGGUGGAGCAGUACGUGGCCAAGAACCCCAAACUGAUGCUGCGGCGGACGGAGACGGUGGUGGAGAAGCUGCUCACCAACUGGAUGUCCAUCUGCCUCUAUGCUUUCCUCAGGGACUCAGCGGGGGAGUCUCUCUACAUGCUGUUCAGGGCCAUAAAGCACCAGGUGGACAAAGGGCCGGUGGACGCUGUGACCGGGAAGGCCAAGUACACUCUGAACGACAACCGGCUGCUGAGGGAGGACGUGGAGUACAAGACCCUGACCCUGAACGUCCUGGUGCAGGGUGGAGCAGAGAACGAGAGCCAGCCGCUGCCCUCCAAAGUGCUGGAUUGUGACACCAUCACCCAGGUGAAGGAGAAGCUGCUGGACCAGGUCUACAAGGGCACCUCCUUCUCCCACCGGCCCCACGCAGACUCCCUGGACCUGGAGUGGCGCUCUGGAGUGGCCGGUCAUCUCAUCCUGUCAGACGAGGACCUGACGUCAGUGGUGCAGGGGAACUGGAAGCGCCUGAACACCCUGCAGCACUACAAGGUCCCAGACGGAUCCACAGUGGCGCUGGUCCCUCGCAACAGCAAACACAUUCACCAUGACAACCACGACUACGUGGCUGGAGAGAAGACCCCGAUGCUGGAGGAUGCAGACGAGGGAGGCGUGCGGCUGUGGCACCUGGUGAAGGCCAGCGAGGAGCCCGAGCUGCCCAAACACCGGAGAGGAAGUCUGAGGGAGAGAGAGAGGGCCAAGGCCAUCCCCGAGAUCUACCUCACCCGCCUGCUCUCCAUGAAGGGGACGCUGCAGAAGUUUGUGGACGACCUGUUCACAGUGAUCCUCAGCACCAGCCGCCCCGUCCCGCUGGCUGUCAAAUACUUCUUCGACCUGCUGGACGACCAGGCGGCCAAACACGGCAUCUCCGACCCGGAGACCAUACACAUCUGGAAGACCAACAGUCUGCCUCUGCGUUUCUGGAUCAACAUUGUGAAGAACCCUCAGUUCAUCUUUGACGUGCAGGCCUCGGACCACGUGGACGCCGUGCUGUCCGUCAUCUCUCAGACCUUCAUGGACUCCUGCACCAUCGCCGAGCACAAGCUGGGCCGGGACUCUCCCAUCAACAAGCUGCUGUACGCCAGAGACAUCCCCCGCUACAAGCAAAUGGUAGAAAGGUACUAUGCGGACAUCAGGCAAACCAUCUCAGCCAGUGACCAGGAGAUGAACUCUGCUCUGGCUGAACUGUCUCGGAACUACUCUGGGGAGCUAAACUACCUGGUGGCACUGCACGAGCUGUACAAGUACAUCAACAAAUACUACGACCAGAUCAUCACGGCGCUGGAGGAGGACCCCACAGCCCAGAAGAUGCAGCUGGGCUACAGACUGCAGCAGAUCGCUGCCGCCGUGGAGAAUAAAGUCACAGACUUGUGACGGAGCAGGCUGAUACUGGGAAGGGGGGGGGACCAGACCUACACCCUGCAGCUGGACCUGGGAGCAGGAGAGCCACAGGCAGACUGACAUGAAUCCUUCUUUUCAGGAGGAAGUCAAGGAGCACUGAGAUUUUGAAAAAACAUUUGCUUUGCUAAGGAUCAGAAGACUCAGGUUGGAGUUGAAAGCACCUUAUGGUCUGAGCGCUCUCUGAGGAGGAGCAGAGCGUGGACACUGACAAGAACCCUGGAGUCAAUGAGGCCUGCUCUCCUUAACCUAAUGAAGAGACAUUUGAAAGCGAAACUUCUCUGUGUUUAUCUCUAAAGAACACGUGCUGGACUUCAAACGUGACGGUCUUACACAGCAGCUGAUCUGCAGUCAGCUGAUCUUCAGGCUGAUCACAGCUGUGUGCUAACUGUUGUCCCUCAGAGUGAAUUUAUGAAGCGGUACCUCUUAUGCCUUGUGUGCUUGUCGCUGCUGUAUUAGUUAUUUCUGUGUGUGCGUGCGUGUGUGUCCAUUUCACUGCUUGCCAAUCUACACUCUGUAUUGGCAAUUUUCUGUUUUUUAGUACAAAGUACACAUUGAUGUAACUGGUUAUUUACUUAGAUGACUGCAGUAUUCACAAAACGAUUACCUAAGCUUCCAUAUUCUUUCUCUGAAAUGGACACGUUUUUACGCCCUUCUAAUCAAAGAAAACGGCUGAGUCACUGCCACUCUCUACCUCAGCCUAAUGUACCUUGCUUUCCUGUGAUGCUGUUGACACAACACCAACACUACUACUUAGAUUUCAACCAGCUAAAACUACCAGUAUAGCAGUGCAGCAUCUGCUGUCUUUGACACAGAGUAACACCAGCUGGACAUUCUCAUCAGCCGCGGUACGAACACACACACAUUUCUGAAAUUGAGAUUGGAAAUCAGAACCAGCUCAUUAGAGCAUUUUAAGGUACUUGCUCCCCGACUGAAUGUCAGUUUACUGUUUUAGUUUCUCGCUUUUAUACUUAUUCAUGUGUCUAUAGUGUACAAAUCACUGGAAUGAUGUCAGAGGAAAAGUAAAAGUUAUUCCAUAAAGAAACUCCAUGAAGUGGAAUCUUAGUGCGCACCACAGUGUUUUAUUUUGUUAGUCAGUCAUAUUUCUUUUAACUGUGUACAUUUUAACAUUCCUUUUAGGUUUUAAACAAUGUAUUAAAAUCAUGGUUCACCUCCACGCUAUGAUGAUGGUACGUGUUGAGGUUUCUUGGUGUUGACAUCAUGGCUGGUAAACAGUUCUUGUAUUGAACACAAGGUGGCACCGCUUCCUUUGCUGAAGGUCUGUCUGUCAUUUUGUUGUGUCAAGUUGAUACAGGUUUAUAUAUUGAUUAUAUUACUACUGGUUCAGUAGAUAUUGCUGAUCUUGUCACUGUUCUGUUCAGUUAGAGCACAGAGACCUUUUAUACAUGAGCAAAUGUUUUUCUUAUUUAAAUGACAGAACGAGAUGGCUUUCAGUAGGGCUGGGUGUGGUUGGACUACCCUUUAAUUUGGAUUACCAUUCGGUAAUGGUUAGGAAUUGCAGAUAUUAGAGGCUGGGUUCAGGUGAACACAAGGGGAAACCCAAAGAGACAGGAAAUCAGACCCUGCGUUGACUUUAAUGCUUAAUAACAGUGUGAUGGACUUCAAAAGUAAUGAGGUGUGGUACCCAGCCCUAGUUAGUCAUCAGCGACCAAAACGAUGAAAGUGAAUGAAGAGUGUUUAUGUAUGUCAUUCCCGGGUCCAGGCAUGUGAGAAUGUAGCCUGUAGGUUUAUUGCUACAUGACUUAACAUACAGAUUACUAAUGACUCAUGAACGGAUGGCUUGUUCUGUCAUACACUGUCACUUCAGAUAAGACUAAAAGCUCAGUGAUAAUAAAGUCAUUUCAAGAGGAACAUUAUACCUGUUUAGGCUGUACAAAUUUGGCAAUGUAGAGCAGGCUCUGCAAUGAGCAGUUUUAAGGAUGUUUCUUAUUGUGUGUGUUAAUAUCAGUGUACAUAUUGAUUGCAAAUGUAACUGUAGUGGUUUAACCUGUUUAAUAAGAGAUGGUGCCCAUUCUCACAGAUGCUGAUGUAAUAAAGUAUUCUUAAAAGUU